CCGGCGUGAGCUGGGCGAGCGCGGCGCGGAGCCGCAGAGCCGCCGCGCGGGCCGGGCGCACCGGGGCUCGGCCAACAGACGGCGGCCGCUCGCAGCGGCGCGAGGCUGCGGGAGCGCCCGAGUCGCGACCGCGCGGGGGACGCGAGAGCGGCGCGUGCGGCGAAGCGGACGCGGGCGGCGGCGGCGGCGGGCGGGCCUUGAGGGCGCAGCGCGGCCGCGCGGCGCGACCCGAGACGGCGGCGGGCCCCCGCCGCACCGCGAGCCGCGAGCCCCCCGGCGCCGGCGGCCCGCGCCCGCCCUCCGCGGCCCCUCCCUCCCGCCGCGGCGCAACAUGGCUGCGGCCGCCGCCUCCGCCUCCCAGGACGAGCUGAAUCAGCUUGAACGGGUUUUUUUACGACUUGGCCAUGCUGAAACAGAUGAACAAUUACAGAACAUUAUAUCUAAAUUCCUUCCUCCUGUUUUGCUCAAACUGUCCAGCACCCAAGAAGGAGUACGCAAAAAGGUAAUGGAACUGUUGGUCCACCUGAACAAGCGUAUAAAAAGCCGCCCCAAAAUACAGCUCCCGAUCGAGACGCUGCUGGUUCAGUACCAGGACCCCGCCGCGGUUUCCUUCGUUACAAACUUCACUAUAAUUUAUGUUAAGAUGGGCUACCCUCGCCUGCCGGUGGACAAACAGUGUGAACUGGCACCCACGCUUCUCACUGCCAUGGAAGGGAAGCCUCAGCCACAGCAGGACAGCUUAAUGCAUCUUUUAAUACCAACCCUUUUUCACAUGAAAUACCCUGUUGAAUCAUCAAAAUCAGCUUCUCCAUUCAAUCUUGCUGAGAAACCAAAGACCGUGCAGCUGCUUUUGGACUUCAUGCUGGAUGUCCUUCUGAUGCCUUACGGAUAUGUAUUAAAUGAAUCCCAGAGUCGCCAAAAUUCAUCCUCAGCACAGGGUUCUUCUUCAAACAGUGGGGGAGGUUCUGGAAUCCCACAGCCUCCCCCAGGAAUGAGCUUCCACGCAGCGAAGCGAGUUAUUGGUGAUAACCCCUGGACCCCGGAGCAGCUGGAGCAGUGCAAACUGGGCAUAGUUAAAUUCAUAGAAGCUGAGCAGGUGCCUGAACUCGAAGCGGUCCUCCACCUGGUGAUUGCUUCUAGUGACACGCGCCACAGCGUGGCCACGGCCGCGGACCUGGAAUUGAAGAGCAAGCAAAGCUUGAUCGACUGGAACAACCCCGCCAUCAUUAAUAAGAUGUACAAGGUCUACCUUGGAGAUAUUCCACUGAAGACGAAAGAGGGAGCAGUUCUGAAGCCAGAGCUGAAAAGAGACCCCGUCAGCACCAGAGUCAAGUUAAAGAUUGUGCCCCACCUUCUUCGUUCUAGGCAGGCGGCCGAAACGUUCCCGGCUAACAUUCAGGUGGUGUACGAUGGACUUUUUGGUACAAACACGAAUUCAAAAUUAAGAACGUUAUCCCUGCAAUUUGUGCACCACAUUUGUAUAACUUGUCCAGAAAUCAAGAUUAAGCCAUUAGGUCCAAUGCUUUUGAAUGGUCUCACCAAGCUAAUCAAUGAAUAUAAAGAAGACCCUAAGCUACUGUCAAUGGCAUAUUCAGCUGUUGGAAAACUCUCCAGCCGAAUGCCCCAUCUGUUCACGAAGGACAUAGCGCUCGUGCAGCAGCUUUUUGAAGCCCUGUGUAAGGAAGAGCCUGAGACUCGACUUGCUAUUCAAGAAGCAUUAUCGAUGAUGGUUGGCGCUUACAGUAGUUUGGAAGGAGCACAGCGCACCCUCAUGGAGGCGCUUGUGGCUUCGUACCUGAUAAAGCCUGAAGUUCAAGUUCGACAAGUGGCUGUGAAAUUUGCCAGCACAGUGUUUCCCUCAGAUCAUAUACCUUCCAGAUACCUGCUCCUACUAGCUGCAGGAGACCCACGGGAAGAAGUUCACGGAGAAGCACAACGAGUAUUAAGGUGUCUUCCGGGUAAAAACAGAAAAGAAAGUGCUUCUAAGCAGAUGCCUUCAUUCCCAGAAAUGGUGUAUUAUAUUCAAGAAAAGGCUUCUCAUCGAAUGAAAACUCCAGCCAAGUACAUGACAGGGACCACGGUCCUUCCGUUUAACCCGGCGGCCUUCGGAGAGAUAGUUCUGUACUUACGAAUGUGCCUAGCUCACAGUGCAGGAGUGGUGCCCACCUCUCAGAGUUUGGCGGAUAUGCAAGAUCACGCCCCCGCCAUAGGACGCUAUAUAAGGACUUUAAUGACAGGCAACCAGACAGCAUCCUCGUCAUCUUCCAAGAGCGGAGAAACCAACCCUGUUCAGAUCUACAUCGGCCUGCUGCAGCAGCUGUUAGCAGGUGUAGGAGGCUUGCCAGUCAUGUACUGUCUCUUGGAAGCUGUCUCAGUGUAUCCAGAGAAGCUGGCUGUCAAAUUCGUGGACAAGACAGAAUGGAUCAAAAGUCUGAUGAAUAGCAGCAAAGAAGAGAUGCGGGAACUCGCGGCGUUGUUUUACUCUGUGGUGGUGUCCACGGUGUCGGGAAAUGAGUUGAAGUCAAUGAUAGAGCAGCUUAUAAAGACUGCAAAAGAUAAUCAUAGCCCAGAGAUACAGCACGGAUCCUUGCUUGCGUUGGGAUUCACAGUAGGAAGAUACUUGACUAAAAAGAAGACGAGAAUGGCAGAGCAAGGAGACCUGGAGACGAGUGCCGACCACCUGCCUGAGCAGGAGGAACUCAUUCAGAGCGCCACGGAAACAAUAGGGUCAUUUUUGGACAGUACUUCGCCCCUCCUGGCGAUCGCUGCUUGCACGGCCCUGGGUGAAGUUGGCAGAAACGGUCCUCUCCCAAUCCCCAGUGAGGGAUCUGGCUUUACCAAGUUACAUCUGGUGGAAAGCUUGCUGAAUAGAAUACCCUCCAGUAAAGAAACAAAUAAGAUGAAAGAACGAGCAAUCCAAACACUGGGGUAUUUUCCGGUUGGGGAUGGAGAUUUUCCUCACCAGAAACUCCUCUUGCAAGGUCUGAUGGAUUCUGUGGAGGCCAAGCAGAUAGAACUUCAGUUCACUAUUGGCGAAGCCAUUACCAGCGCUGCCGUGGGGACCAGCUCGGUGGCCGCCCGGGACGCGUGGCUCGUGACCGAAGAAGAGUACACGCCUCCUGCAGGAGUCAAAGCGAAUGAUAUGGUCCCGUGGACGCUGGAUGUGAUUUUAAAUAAACAUAUCAUCAGCCCCAAUCCGCACGUGAGGCAGGCCGCCUGCGUCUGGCUCCUCUCCCUCGUGAGGAAGCUCAGCGCCCACAGAGAGGUGAAGUCUCAUCUUAAAGAAAUUCAGAGCGCGUUUGUGUCCGUUUUGUCAGAAAAUGAUGAACUUAGCCAAGAUGUUGCUUCAAAAGGCCUUGGGUUGGUGUAUGAACUGGGCAAUGAGCAAGACCAACAGGAAUUGGUUUCGACCCUCGUAGAAACCCUUAUGACUGGUAAAAGAACUAAACAUGAAGUUUCCGGAGAGACAGUGGUAUUUCAAGGGGGAGGUCUUGGCAAAACACCUGAUGGCCAGGGCCUCUCUACUUACAAGGAGCUUUGUUCUCUGGCCAGUGAUCUCAGUCAGCCAGACCUGGUGUAUAAAUUUAUGAAUUUAGCCAACCAUCAUGCAAUGUGGAACUCCAGGAAGGGUGCUGCUUUCGGUUUCAAUGUCAUUGCUGCCAGAGCCGGAGAACAGCUGGCUCCUUUUUUGCCUCAGCUCGUUCCUCGUCUCUAUCGUUAUCAGUUUGACCCCAACCUUGGCAUUAGACAGGCCAUGACAAGUAUUUGGAACGCGCUGGUCACUGACAAAUCAACGGUGGAUAAAUAUUUAAAGGAAAUUCUUCAAGAUUUGAUAAAGAAUCUUACCAGUAAUAUGUGGCGAGUUCGAGAAUCCAGCUGUUUAGCUCUGAAUGAUUUAUUGAGAGGACGACCCCUAGAUGACAUCAUUGAUACACUUCCAGAAAUCUGGGAAACUCUUUUUAGAGUACAAGACGAUAUAAAGGAGUCUGUACGAAAAGCAGCAGAACUAGCUCUGAAAACUCUGAGCAAGGUUUGUGUGAAAAUGUGUGACCCUGCCAAAGGAGCAGCUGGCCAGAGAACCGUCGCUGCCCUUCUGCCUUGCCUUCUGGACAAAGGAAUGAUGAGUCCUGUGACAGAAGUUCGAUCCCUCAGCAUCAACACCCUGGUGAAGAUCAGCAAAAGUGCGGGAGCCAUGUUGAAACCACAUGCACCGAAACUCAUCCCGGCUCUGCUGGAGUCCUUAAGUGUAUUGGAACCCCAAGUUCUCAAUUACUUGAGUCUCCGUGCUACAGAGCAGGAAAAGGCUGCGAUGGACAGUGCCCGGCUCAGCGCUGCCAGGUCCUCCCCCAUGAUGGAGACGAUCAACAUGUGCCUGCAAUAUCUUGAUGUGUCAGUGCUCGGUGAGCUGGUUCCUAGAUUAUGUGAACUAAUCAGAAGUGGUGUAGGUCUUGGAACCAAGGGAGGCUGUGCCAGUGUCAUUGUGUCAUUAACUACUCAGUGUCCCCAGGACCUAACACCUUACUCAGGUAAACUCAUGAGUGCUUUGCUCAGCGGCCUGGCAGAUCGGAACAGUGUGAUUCAGAAAUCCUGUGCUUUCGCAAUGGGCCACUUAGUUCGGACCUCACGGGAUAGCAGCACUGAGAAACUCUUGCAGAAGCUCAAUGGCUGGUAUAUGGAGAAAGAUGAACCCAUCUACAAGACCUCAUGUGCUCUGACUGUCCACGCUAUUGGGCGGUACAGCCCCGACGUGUUGAAGAACCACGCCAAAGAAGUGCUGCCGCUGGCAUUUCUCGGCAUGCACGAGGUCGCGGACGAGGAGAAAUCAGAAAAGGAGGACUGUAACCUGUGGACCGAGGUGUGGCAGGAGAACGUGCCUGGUUCCUUUGGUGGCAUCCGGCUAUACCUGCAGGAGUUGAUUACUAUUACCCAGAAGGCUUUACAGUCUCAGUCCUGGAAAAUGAAAGCCCAGGGUGCAGUUGCCAUGGCAUCUAUUGCAAAACAAACCAGCUCCCUGGUACCUCCAUAUCUGGGAAUGAUACUGACCGCGUUACUGCAAGGCCUCGCUGGAAGAACGUGGGCAGGGAAGGAAGAACUGUUGAAAGCCAUUGCCUGUGUGGUGACAGCUUGCAGUGCAGAGCUGGAAAAGCCGGUGCCCAAUCAGCCCAGCACGAGUGAAAUUGUCCAAGCCGUCCUGAAGGAGUGUUGCAAAGAGAAUCCCAAAUACAAGAUCGUGGCCAUCAGCUCUGCCGCGGACGUCUUGAAGGCCACCAAAGAGGACAGGUUCCGGGAGUUUUCUGACAUUGUCAUACCUCUCAUCAAGAAGAAUUCACUGGAAAGCAUCGGAGUCCGGACAACCAAAAGCGAAGAUGAGAACGAGAAGGAGAAGGAGCUCCAGCUGGAGUCCCUGCUGGCGGCCUUCGAGGGCCUGGGCAAAGCCUGGCCUCGGAGCGCGGAGACGCAACGUUGUUACCGUCAGGAACUGUGCAGGUUGAUGUGUGAACGGCUGAAACUCAGCACGUGGAAAGUGCAGCUGGGAGUCCUCCAGUCAAUGAACGCCUUUUUUCAGGGGUUAAUGCUUUUGGAAGAAGAACAUGCGGAUCCUGAGGCUUUGGCUGAAAUUCUCCUUGAAACUUGUAAAUCAAUCACAUAUUCUUUAGAAAAUAAGACCUACUCAUCUGUGAGAACAGAAGCUUUAUCUGUGAUAGAAUUACUGCUUAAAAAACUUGAAGAAUCUAAACAAUGGGAAAGUUUGACAUCCGAAUGCAGAGUACUCCUGAUUGAGUCUUUAGCGACUAUGGAGACAGACAGCAGACCUGAACUACAGGAGAAAGCAUCACUGCUGAAGAAAACACUUGAAAAUCUGGAGUAAAUUAGAAGGGGAAGAAGCAAACAAGUGCCAUGUUUAUUGGGGUUGAGAUGGUGGUGUUCUUUGGAAAACCAAGGGGGAAAAGUAAAGAUUAAUCUGUAGCAUGCAUCAUUCCUUGGCUGAAAUAAUAAAAAAAAAUGCCUUAAA
Artibeus jamaicensis (Jamaican fruit-eating bat) is the source of this 6013-nucleotide messenger RNA. RefSeq names its product Ecm29 proteasome adaptor and scaffold (gene ECPAS). Gene Ontology annotation, biological process: proteasome assembly. The coding region runs from base 332 to 5869 and encodes 1845 amino acids. The record is from RefSeq and is a predicted model, not a curated record. Gene Ontology annotation, cellular component: nucleus; cytoplasm. Gene Ontology annotation, molecular function: molecular adaptor activity. The transcript has 49 exons. NCBI's taxonomy places the organism in Eukaryota, Metazoa, Chordata, Mammalia, Chiroptera, Phyllostomidae.